AUGCGGGGAUAUAAAAGGAGACAGAGCAUCAGAUCUGAAAGACUUGUCAUCAUCUUAAUAAACCCGGCGGGAAACGUAAAAAGGCUUUAGCUUCUCCCUCCAAAGGAUCUGUUUUUCAUUUUUUUUUUGUAUCCCCUUUCUCUCCGAUUCACCAUUCUAAACCCUAAUUUCUCUCAUCCACGAAAUACCCUAGCAAUUUUUUUGGGGGUUUAGUGAAGGAAGGAGAGAGAGUGUGAGCAAAGGUGUCUCCUUUACGAAGCCCUUUGCUUUCUCCUUCCGAAUAAUCUCCAUGGCUUGUGUUUCGAAUGAUACCCAGAUCGAAAUUGAUGUUCACGACCUCGUGGAUGCUCCAAUUCGCUACGAUUCUAUUGAGAGUAUGUACUCUGUUUCCUCGUCGGCAUUGUGCUGUGUUAAUGCCGUUGGUUCACACAGUCUGAUGUCUAAGAAGGUUAAGGCCCAGAAGCUUCCGAUGAUUGAGCAAUUUGAGGUUGAAGGUAGUGAUGUGAGUGCUAGUCCCGAUUGUUGUCGUUCGGAUGAUUACAAGUUGCGGAUUCAGCGUCCUGAGAUUGUUCGCGUCUACUAUCGUCGCCGUAAGAGGCAGCAGCGGGAGGUUUUGUUAGAUCAGGCGGUGGCUGUGAAGACUGAAAGCGUGGAGCUUGAUGAAAUUGAUUGUUUUGAGGAGAAUAAGAAAAGGAAGAUUGGUAAUUGCGUGUUGGUGAAAUCGGGUAUGGAUUCUAUUGGUUUAAGAAGGUGUAAGGAUAACAAUGCGUUCAGUGGAAAUAAGCAAAAUGGGUCGUCCCGAAGGAAGGGGUCUUCUAGCAAGAAUCAGGACAAGGUGUCUUUGGCUUCUCGUUCAGCUAAGAAAUGGGUCAGGUUGAGUUAUGAUGGUGCAGAUCCUACAAGUUUCAUAGGGCUGCAAUGCAAGGUUUUUUGGCCACUGGACGCUCUUUGGUAUGAAGGUUCUAUCGUUGGAUAUAGUGCCGAGAGAAAGCGUCAUACUGCUAAAUAUCGGGAUGGAUAUGAUGAGGAUAUAAUUCUUGAUCGUGAAAUGAUCAAAUUUUUGGUGUCUCGUGAAGAGAUGGAGCUGUUACAUCUGAAGUUGUGUACUAGUGAUGUAACUGUUGGUGGCCGUGAUUACGAUGAGAUGGUUGUAUUGGCAGCUACUCUGGAGGGAUGUCAAGAUUUUGAGACUGGUGACAUUGUAUGGGCAAAACUAGCUGGUCAUGCCAUGUGGCCAGCAGUUAUUGUAGAUGAAUCUGUUAUCGGAGAGCGGAAAGGUCUAAACAACAAGGUAUCUGGAGGAGGAUCACUCUUGGUCCAGUUUUUUGGCACUCAUGAUUUUGCUAGGAUAAAAGAAAAGCAAGCAAUCUCAUUUAUUAAAGGGCUUCUCUCGCCAUCUCACUUGAAGUGCAAACAACCGCGGUUUGAAGAGGGCAUGCAGGAAGCAAAAAUGUAUCUGAAGGAACAUAGGCUUCCAGAAAGGAUGAGUCAACUUCAAAAAGGAGCUGAUGUUGAUUCUGAAAUCGCUAAUAGUACAGAAGAGGGAAACUUGGGUGGUGAUCUUUUUAAUGAUGGAGAAGUGUGGUUGAGACCAACAGAACAUGUAGACUUCCUUCAUACAAUAGGGGAUCUGCAAAUAAUAAAUCUUGGAAAGGUUGUGACAGACUCUCAGUUUUUCAAGGAUGAGAAUCAUAUUUGGCCUGAAGGGUAUACGGCUAUGAGAAAGUUCACAUCACUAAAAGAUCAUAGUGUGUCUGCUUUGUACAAGAUGGAAGUGCUCAGAGAUGCCGAGUCAAAGACUCGCCCUCUGUUUAGAGUGACUGCAGAUAGUGGAGAGCAGUUCAAAGGGUUUACUCCAUCGGCCUGCUGGAAUAAGAUAUAUAACAGGAUAAGAAAGGUCCAGAAUUCUACUGAUGAUCCUAAUGUUUUGGGGGAGGAACUAAAUGGAUCUGGUACAGAUAUGUUUGGUCUUUCCAACCCGGAAGUCAUUAAACUUGUACAGGAUUUAUCAAAAUCCAGACCAUCGUCCGAUGUUUCCAUGUGCAAAUAUAGUUUGGGAAGGCAUCAAAGUCAGGCUACUGGUUAUCGACCUGUCCGUGUUGACUGGAAAGAUCUCGAUAAGUGCAAUGUCUGUUACAUGGAUGAGGAGUAUGAGAACAAUUUGUUCCUGCAGUGUGAUAAAUGUAGAAUGAUGGUCCAUGCUAAAUGCUAUGGAGAGCUAGAACCCUGUGAUGGUGCUUUGUGGUUAUGCAACUUAUGUCGUCCUGGCGCUCCUGAUAUACCUCCACGGUGUUGUCUUUGUCCUUUAGUAGGUGGUGCUAUGAAGCAGACAACUGAUGGGCGCUGGGCUCAUCUUGCUUGUGCUAUAUGGAUCCCAGAAACAUGUUUAUCUGAUGUCAAGAAAAUGGAACCGAUUGAUGGGGUGAAUAAAGUCAGUAAGGAUCGCUGGAAAUUAAUGUGCACCAUCUGCGGGGUAUCUUAUGGAGCUUGUAUCCAAUGUUCGAACAAUUCUUGUCGUGUGGCAUAUCAUCCUCUCUGCGCGCGAGCUGCUGGUCUCUGUGUUGAGCUUGAGAAUGAGGAUAGACUUUUUCUUCAGUCAGUGGAGGAUGAAGAAGCAGAUCAGUGUAUCCGCAUGCUUUCAUUCUGCAAGAGGCAUCGACAAACAUCGACUGCCUGCCUAGGAUCAGAAAACAGGAUCAAAUCCGUUACUCAGAAAACUUCCGAGUAUCUCCCACCACCUAAUCCAUCUGGCUCUGCUCGGACUGAGCCUUAUAAUUGCUUUGGCAGAAGAGGGCGGAAGGAACCUGAAGCUCUUGCUGCUGCUUCUUCAAAACGGUUAUUUGUUGAGAAUCAGCCAUAUGUUAUUGGUGGUUAUUCUAAAAUUGAGUUUUCAACUUAUGAAUGCAUUCACGGAUCCAAGGUGUCACAGAUGAAUACUCCAAGCAACAUUCUUUCUAUGGCUGAGAAAUAUAGAUACAUGAAGGAAACAUACAGGAAGAGACUGGCAUUUGGGAAAUCAGGAAUUCAUGGUUUUGGCAUAUUCGCAAAACUUCCGCACAAGGCCGGAGAUAUGAUGAUUGAAUACACCGGAGAACUUGUUAGACCGUCUAUAGCUGACAAAAGAGAACGUCUUAUCUACAAUUCAAUGGUGGGUGCAGGGACUUACAUGUUUAGAAUUGAUGAUAAACGAGUCAUAGAUGCUACAAGGGCAGGAAGCAUUGCCCACCUUAUUAAUCAUUCCUGUGUGCCCAAUUGCUAUUCAAGAGUCAUCACUGUUAAUGGAGAGGAGCACAUUAUCAUUUUCGCAAAGAGGGAUAUCCCUAUAUGGGAAGAGCUGACCUAUGACUAUAGGUUCUUUUCAAUCGGUGAGCGCCUUUCAUGUUCAUGUGGGUUCCAAGGGUGUCGAGGUGUUGUGAAUGAUACAGAAGCAGAAGCACAACAGUCGAAAAUAUGUGUUCCUCGUUGUGAACUAAUAGACUGGACCGAAUAAUAGGCUGACUAAAACUAUAGAGGUAGUAACAAUCAUCCCUUUAUAAUGUUGUAGCUCUUUACACUGAGAGCAUAUGUUAUUGUUUAGCUUUGCAACACUCGAUUUUUUUUGUACAGAGAGACUAAUUAGUGAGUAGUUGAACUACACUGAUCAUAGUGACUCUUUUUGUAAAGCCAUUAUAAUUCCAGGCUUGUACUU
This is a messenger RNA of Arabidopsis lyrata subsp. lyrata, 3688 nucleotides long. RefSeq names its product histone-lysine N-methyltransferase ATX1. The transcript has 24 exons. NCBI's taxonomy places the organism in Eukaryota, Viridiplantae, Streptophyta, Magnoliopsida, Brassicales, Brassicaceae. Gene Ontology annotation, molecular function: protein binding. Gene Ontology annotation, biological process: regulation of transcription by RNA polymerase II. Gene Ontology annotation, cellular component: nucleus; chromatin. The record is from RefSeq and is a predicted model, not a curated record. The coding region runs from base 290 to 3490 and encodes 1066 amino acids.